Messenger RNA from Striga hermonthica, 1641 nucleotides. NCBI's taxonomy places the organism in Eukaryota, Viridiplantae, Streptophyta, Magnoliopsida, Lamiales, Orobanchaceae. The record is from the annotation of a GenBank genome assembly.
AUGGGGGAUUCAACUUGUCUCCUUCAUGGCUUCUCUUAUGCUUCCGCCAUACCCAAUGAGUCCAAACAGGGGAACGCGAUGCACGCCCUCGGCGAAUCAAUCUCGUUCGGGAGAUUUAUGACAGAGUCUUUAUCAUGGGAAAAAUGGUCAUCGUUUUCCUCGUCGUCAUCCUCACACAAGAAGUAUGUGGAGGAGGCCGAGAGAUAUGCCCAGCCGGGCUCAGUGGCUCAGAAGAAGGCAUUCUUUGAGGCCCAUUACAAGAGAAUGGCGGCCCAGAAGGCCGCAGCUCUACUCGAGCAACAAAACGCUGCUGCUGCUGCUGCUAAAACAGAACCUUAUGAGGAUCACAAUGUACAUGAUGAUCAUCAGCAAAAAGAAGGGGUUUUCGAUUCUCAAAUGGGUUUCGUUGAGAAAAAUGAGGAUGUCAAAGUUUUUAAGGAUGUUAAAGAAGAUACAGUGGAUUGGAAUAAUCAUAUGGAUGAGAAUGGGGUUUGUAAAGAGGGGGAAAAUGUGAUAAAUGCAGAAAUUGAAGGCUCAGGGGAAAGCUCUGUAGAGAGAAGACUCUCUGUUUCAGGGUCUGAGAUUACUGGAACUCCAUUGAUGGAGAUUCCUUUGCUAAAGAGCAAAUCAGCUGUGACAGAGGAAGUUCAAUCAGCAGAGAGCAAGAAAAAAUCAAGCCUCGCUAGUUUAAAAUCAUCGAUAAGGCGUAAAACGUGGAAAAUCCCGUCUACACCUGCAGCAAGACCACCGGUUACUACUAAUACUACUCCUCAAUUCAAGAGAGAUAUUUCCCAAAGCACAAGAAAGUCUAAUGUGGACGCUACAGACAAAAAACGAAACUCCACAAAGUCUUUACGCGAAUUGAUUAGCUUAGUUCCCGUUAAAGAACCUGAUAAGGAGCCUUCUUUAGCCACCAUCAAAGGUGUUAGUUCGAUCAGAACACCUAAAAUUUGCAGCACGCCGCUGAGGACCCCAGCUGUGGGAACAUCAAAGGCUGUGACAAAAGAUUCUGCAUAUACUCCUUUAACAGAGAGAAGAAGGAUGAAAACACCGAUCGACUCCUCUGCUGCCCGAGGAAGCAAAACGAUGGGUCCCAAAUGGCACAUUUUGUCUGCUCUUAGUUCUAAGUCGGUGACCGCCUGUCGCAACAAGCUACAAUCACCGAGCUUACCAACCCCUUUUACUCUCAGAACAGAAGAAAGAGCUACAAAAAGAAAACAGAAACUCGAGGAAAAGUUCAACGCGAAUGCAGUGCAAAAGAAGGUUGAGCAACAAAACAAACUGAAGGAGAAAGCCGGAAGCGAACUUAAGAAGCUGGGUUGUACUUUUUGCUUCAAAGCUCGUCCCUUGCCCAGCUUUUACAAGGAAAGGGAAAUCUCGGUCAGUCAGAUGAGGAAGAGUCAAGUAAGCCGGGCUCCUCAGACAGCAGUACUAGGAAGAAGCAUUUCGAACAAGAAUAAGAAGAAGCAAGGCGAAGGCAGUAUCUCGAUGCCUCCUCCUCCUCCGCCUCCAAAAUCUAUCGUCAAAAAUGGAUCCUCGAAAAGACUCUCCAAAAACAAAGUUGCAGCAAGUGGACACAAUCAUUCAUUACGGGCUGAAACUAUUGCGCACGAGAACAAGUCCCCAAAUAUUCUACAUUGA